Molecule: messenger RNA, 2730 nt
Organism: Alternaria arbusti
Lineage: Eukaryota; Fungi; Ascomycota; Dothideomycetes; Pleosporales; Pleosporaceae
Exons: 2
Coding region: 1-2730 (909 amino acids)
Source: RefSeq, a predicted model, not a curated record
AUGUCGGGUCUCAACGAGCCACAGACCUUCCUCGCCAAGUACACCUUGUACAAGCGAGCCACCGAAUACAUUGCAGGAUGGAUUGCCGAAACCGCCGCGUCCAUCGGCUUCGAAGUCAAAACGAAAGAACAAAAACAGACAAAGUCGAGAUCUAAGUCGAAAAAGGGCGCGGGCAGGAAAGGCAACCAGAAUGCGAAAGGUGGAGGUGGUGGCACAGUAUACCAACUCGGAGUAUCGGACUUUGUACCCAUGGCAGAAGCGAUAGCAAAAGCUGGAGAAGAAGCAGAGUCUGAGAUUAUGGUCCCUGUUGCUUUAUGCAGGCACUUCAGUCGCGCCAUUCAGACACGUCGGAAGGUCUCGCAAUGGUACAAGGCGAAAGUCAACCCGGAUACAAACAGUGACCUGCGGCACGAAUAUUUCAUCAAGGUUCUCGAGGACACCUUCGCAUCCCUCAAGCCAUUCCUCGGGUCGGGCGGACCAGAAAUCGCACGCAACAAUGGUUCCGCUACUAAUGUGGCUGACUUAUCUUCACGCAAUCGCUUCGCGGGGCUGACCGUCGAUGAGCUCGUGGCACUAGCCGACGAGGAAGAUAUUGCCGAAGAUACACUCCCUGACGUAUCUAAUGUCACGCUCGAGGAAGCUGAGGAAGACAAAGAGGACGACUUCUGGAUUGCUGUUGCGCUUAUGCUACAGGAGCAACAGGACAUGAGGGAGGUGGUCCGUGACAACUGGCAGAAAUACAAGAGCGGCAAAGUCGACUUGAUUGUGGCAGCCAUGACCACGGAUACGGCUAUUAAGCUUGCUCAAAGUGCGGAGGCGAAGUUCGACUUGCUAGUAACACGACCGAAGAAAUAUCCAGUCACGGAGUAUCCGGUCUGGACGCUCCCCGCCGUUCUUUUUUACAACAACCACGAGGAUAUGCACAAGUGGUCUCUCGCGGAGAUUGCAAAGCCUUCCACCAGGCUUGGCGUUACAGCGGACGCCCAGAGUGAAGCACAUUUCGACUUCUGGCCGGUCUUCGCUGGCUUGAAGUUCUACCUCCACAAGCACAUGACAAAAAAGAACUCGAUUCCGCAACAAUCGAACAUUCAGAGCAAUCGAACAUUCAGAGCAAUCGAACAUGCCCAAAUCAUGCGGAUCGUCGCGAAAGCAGCCAAACGCCCACCACUGCUGGAUAUGGUCUCCAAAGGUCUAUUGGACAUGUUUACCGAGCACAAGAUCCCAAUGUGGCUUACAUAUGGCGUCCAGCUUCAUUUCGACUCGCAAGACAUCAUGGGCGAGAUGACCAACCGACCGCAUUUUGAACUUCAGGUCUACCUGAACCAUCUAAUGGGAGUAGAACAGGCCAUUACGAAUAACUGGGAGCAUCCGAUGAUGCCAGACAAUAUCCAAGAUGAAUGUUACAAACCUUUCAGAGAAGCAUACAACGACAUCAGUUCCUGGGCCAACCAUGACGGAUUUGCCGAACAAUGGCAACAGCUUGCGCAAGAUCCAAAAGUCAAUGGACACCCCAUCUUCGGGAUGAUGAAGAAAAAAGCGUUCUACAUAUAUAAGCACCAUCCUUUGCUCAACGGCAUGUUGAAGUACCACUUUCUCGUUCACUGGCACGCGGCUGGCCUGUCACACGAAGCAACUUCAUGUUCUCUUCUUUUCAUGGCUCAUGUUUAUAUGGGGACACAGCUGAGAAGCCCUUCCGACCCAGUGUGGCCCGACAUGGAGUUCAUGCUCUUCAGCCAGGAUCCCCGAUACGUGUUGAUCAAGAGACCACCCGAGUCGCCCGAGGAAGCACGGACUCUCUUCGAUCUUGCUACUGGCCAGCCCACGCUCAAGCAGGUGCAAUCAUAUACCUUUGAUCGUCUGGACCUUAGCCGUGGAGAUCUAGGCCGGCCUAGAUAUGAUCCCACUAACAAGUCUCGACUGUUCAGAGAUGCAACCGUGUUUGGAGAGACUGUCUACUUGCCGCGCGGUGCUAGUGGCUGUUGGAUCAAGAAGAUACCCGGUGGAGCCUUUAACGGGAGAAUCGACACCAUUACUACGGCACUUCUCGAAGCUUCUGCUCCUGAUGCAACCCGUGGCCGUCUCGCGCGCGCGAUGCAAGCCUCUCAAGAGCAGCAGGGACUAAAACUGGAGCCUAUUAACGGCAGAGACGGACUCACAUCUGUUGCUAUUCUGGAACAUUUUGCUUUCUGGCUGCAGGCUGACUUGCCAGAUCUUUAUUUCAACGGAACGUUGAUGCAGCGGCAAUGCUCAGAUACGUGGAAAGCCAUCUACGCAGCGCUCGAGAACGACCCAGCUUGGGAUCCGUCUUUCUCAGAAACCGGACGAUCGCCGCAACAUGCAGCGAAUACCAUCAUUACUACGUCCCUAAUCGAAGGGAAAUAUCCUCGGUUCAUGGACAUAGCGCGCAGAGUGAUGCGCAAUCAUCUACGGCAACAGGAAGAAAACUAUGAGAGCGCGCAAAGCGAGGUAUGCUUGAAGGAUUUGACGAAGUACCACAAAGGAGCCGCCAGGCUCUUUACGGAUGAUGGACCUUUGAAUGUGGACAACUUGUACAAAGGUUGGUCGCAGGAGCACAGACAACAGAGGAAGCAUAAUUUUGCGGCCGCUGCCGCACAGGCCGAGGUCACAGCUGGGAAUGCCGAGUUGCAAGAGAUGUUCCAAGCACGGGCGAUGCAAGCCAUGAGUUCGAUGAUUACGGGCGGCGCGGCCGACCAGUGUAUGGUGAUGUAA